Molecule: messenger RNA, 705 nt
Organism: Penicillium cinerascens
Lineage: Eukaryota; Fungi; Ascomycota; Eurotiomycetes; Eurotiales; Aspergillaceae
Product: glutathione S-transferase family protein
Exons: 3
Coding region: 1-705 (234 amino acids)
Cellular component (GO): cytoplasm
Source: RefSeq, a predicted model, not a curated record
AUGUCCCAGCCCAAGAUCACCCUCUACACCAACCGCGGCUGCCCAUGGGCACACCGCGCCCACAUCGCGCUCAAGGAAUCCGGCCUGAACUAUGAAGAAGUCACCAUCGACCUGAAAACUCCCCGCGAGCCUUGGUACUUGGAAGUCAACCCGCGCGGCUUGGUCCCUAGUCUCUCGUAUAACGGAAACAUCAUCACCGAGUCUGGCAUCGUCGCCCAAUUCAUUGCCGAUGCCCACCCAUCCCACCUCCUGCCGCCGUCCGGUCCCGUUGAAAACGCUCUGUAUAGAGCCCGACUCGCAUUCUUCGUCGAUGCCUUCUUCAGCAAGGUCGUCCCGCACUUCUUCGCCAGUGUCAAAUCGGCCUCGGAGGAGGAGCGCGAUGCUGCCGCGGAGGCGUUGGCCGCUGCUGUCGUGAAGGAGGUCGAGCCUCUGUUGGCGGAGAUUGAGGGCAAGGGUCCUUUCUUUGGGGGUAGUGAGAAGUUGACUUUGGCUGAGGUCCAAUCGGGCUCUUUCUUGCUGCGUAUCCUUGGCUUCAGCAAGCCCGAGCACGGUCUGGUUAGCGCUAAGCUGCCUGCUCUGCUGGAGAAGGCUCCAAGAUUCAAGCGUUGGGCAGAGGCUACUAUCAAUCAUGAGAGUGUUAACUUUAUUUGGGAUGAGAAGCCGGUUGCGGACCAUAUGAGGGCUAAGUGGGCGCCUAAACCUUAG